Capronia epimyces CBS 606.96 is the source of this 600-nucleotide messenger RNA. RefSeq lists its product as uncharacterized. Lineage: Eukaryota; Fungi; Ascomycota; Eurotiomycetes; Chaetothyriales; Herpotrichiellaceae. The transcript has a single exon. The coding region runs from base 1 to 600 and encodes 199 amino acids. The record is from RefSeq and is a predicted model, not a curated record.
AUGGCACCGACAUUCUACCAGGUUCAUCUGAAUCAUGCCAUCCCAAACCUUGACGGGGCAUUUCAAAUCACCUGUUCGCCGGCUACUGACAUCUGGGACAAACCUCCCUCAACUCACGCCUUCAAUGCGCCCAUCAUAUAUCAGACCACAACAGUGGGUUCUUUCAGGUCCGCCCGUGUCAGGGUAUCGGCUGCCUGGAAGGAUAAGUACGACCAGGGAGGACUUUGUCUCAUCAUCCGGACAACCGACACCAUCCGCUGGGUGAAAACUGGAAUCGAGUUCCUGAACGGAGAGCCGAACGUGAGCGUCGUCGCUAAGGACCGCUGGGCAGACUGGAGUCUCAGACCCUCAUUGUCAGAGUCCAGCCCCGGUGCAACUAUCGAGAUGGAAUCCGCGGAGGAUGGCAGCCUGUGGGUAUGGCUCGUAGACUCAAAUGCUCAGAAAUGGCCAUUGAGAGAGGUGACUUGGUGGGGAGAUCUCGAGAAGGACGUGGAAUGCUGGAUUGGGGUUUACUCUGCAAAGCCUGCUCCGCAUGGUGAGAAGGAGGAUCUGGUUGUCCAUUUCGAUGAGCUGUCUAUUCAAACAGAGAUGGAUACGUAA